Messenger RNA from Sphaeramia orbicularis (orbiculate cardinalfish), 1384 nucleotides. Its product is annotated as bcl-2-like protein 1. Gene Ontology annotation, cellular component: mitochondrial outer membrane. The coding region runs from base 239 to 898 and encodes 219 amino acids. The record is from RefSeq and is a predicted model, not a curated record. Gene Ontology annotation, biological process: extrinsic apoptotic signaling pathway in absence of ligand; regulation of apoptotic process; intrinsic apoptotic signaling pathway in response to DNA damage. Lineage: Eukaryota; Metazoa; Chordata; Actinopteri; Kurtiformes; Apogonidae. The transcript is spliced from 3 exons. Gene Ontology annotation, molecular function: BH domain binding.
CGCCAGCGUGCAUCUCUGCCCAGGCCACAGAGUCUGCAGCUGCAAAAAUGUCCGUAUUGUGUCUGCAUUCACAACUGCAGAUUUUAGUAACGACGUAGCUGUAAGUUCAGAGAGGCAAACAGCGUUUGAGCAGCUUUUGUGUUUCCAGGCUGAAGAGGCUCUGAUGUGCAGAAUGGCAGCAGAAACUGCAGGCUCUGACUAGGCUGGCUGAGCGUUGGUGGUUUUCAGUGGUGGAAUAAUGUCGCACAGUAACAGGGAGCUGGUGGAGUUCUUCAUAUGCUACAAGCUGUCGCAGAAAAAUUACCCGUCCUCUCUGCUGAGGCCAGAUGAUGCCAGGACUGAAGGAGACAAGGCCAACACCACUGUCUCUAAUGGCUUAUUGGCGAACAGUAGGAACGGAGGUGGACAGGCAGUGGUGUCGCUGCCCCCCAGUGGUGACGUAGACGCAGUAAAGGCAGCGCUUCAGGACUCUGCUGAUGAGUUUGAGCUGCUCUACACGCAGGCAUUUAGUGGGCUGUCCUCCCAGCUCGACAUCACUCCUGACACUGCCUACCAAAGCUUUAAAAGUGUCAUGGAUGAGGUGUUCAAGGACGGGGUCAACUGGGGGCGUAUCGUGGGCCUGUUCGCAUUCGGAGGAGUCCUUUGUGUGGAAUGUGCUGAGAAGGACAUGAGUGAGCUGGUUCCUCGGAUCGCCGACUGGAUGACCACGUACCUGGAUGAGCACAUCAGCCCAUGGAUUGAGAGCGCAGGAGGCUGGGACAGCUUCGGUGAGAUUUUUGGACAAAGCGCAGCUGCCGAAGCACGGAGGUCUGGGGAGACGCUGAAGCGAUGGCUGCUGGUCGGAGUGGUGUUGUUAACUGGAGUGCUGAUCGGUGUGCUCGUUGCUAAAAAACAGUAAAGGUCGGAUCCACCUGGGCACGCUCCGAAUGCUGCGCCAAUAAAAGUUUUUACAAACCCAUAUAGUUGAUGUUUACAAAAAGCCCAGUCUGCUCGUGCACUGACAAACCGUGGAUUGGCUGAGGCGCUUCUAGGAAGAUCCAUAUGUAGCCUGGUGAGCUGUUCUACGUCUCACCUGCUUUGUCAUGUGUCUUUUAUUUUUUUUUUAAGUCACAGCACAGAUUUUCAUUUGUUAAUUCUGACUGAAAGUGCUUUAAUAAACCUGAUAAGCUAAGGAGGGUAAGUGAAACAGAUUCAACUGGUUUGAUGAGGCUGAUUACUUCUGUUUGAUUUUCUUUUUGUGGUUAUCCAUGGACCAAUUUUUAUUCCUUCCAGACUGACUGAGAGUGUAAGUUAUAUUUCCCUUUCACUGUGUAAUUAUCAGCUCCUUUUGUUGGCUCUACUGGAGUUUUAGGCAUGCUUACAAAAUAAAUAUAUUUAUGUUUUU